CUUUAGGCUCAACAUUAGAUCGGUCGCGGUUGAGAUUUGAUUGUUCGAGCGCAUAAAUAUCAUUUGUUUUACCGGAACGAUACCUAGUUAUUUAGAACCCGAGGUACUAUCAGCGCGCCUAGUCCACCAUGCGAAAAAUCUCUACUCUCCUCUUGAUUCCCUUCAGUUCGUGCAUCAUCUAUUUUUUCGGUGUACGGCCAACACCAGGACCGGACUUGGGACGGGACUUUCGUAUUUACCAACCGACUCCGUGGUACUGGGAGCAAGCAGUUGCGCGAAACCGUAGUGUGGUUCCUGUUAGGUCCGUUCACGAUUUCAAGCCGGAUCUGCAGGGAAAAGUGGCUAUUGUCACCGGCAGCAGCUCCGGUAUCGGCCGUGCUGUCGCCAAGGAGCUGUUCCUCCGCGGCUGCGCCGUGGUCAUCACGUCGCGGAGCCGGCAGCGAUCCGAGAAGGCAGCUAGCGACAUGGUGCGAGAAGUGAGCGAACGGGGGGUGGAUCAACAAAGUAAAGCCCGUUUAGUGGGUGUGGGAUUCGAUUUGAGCGACCUAGAAGACGUGCGGAAGUUCGUCGCGAAUUUCACGGAGGCGUUCCAGAGGUUGGACUUUCUGAGCACGAAUGCGGGGAUGACGGCACUUUUGGCCGGGUGGAGCGGACCGUGGGAAAGUCCGCAAAAGUACGAAAUGCUCUACGCCGCCAACUACCUCGGACACUUUCUCUUGCUGCAGCUGCUGCUCCCGUUUUUGAAAAAAACUCCCGGCGCAAGGGUGGUGGCAACGUCGUCGAUCAUGCAUUGGCAGCACGACAGCGACUUGGAUUCGCUUCUGCCGUCGAGGAAUAAAAAACGCAGCGACGAGCACGCGUGGCCUUGGACGAAGCUGAACCAGUAUGGCAACACGAAGUUGCUGCAAGUCCUAAUGUGUUUCGAGAUGCAGAGGCGGAUUCCUGAGGUCCCCUGUGUACCGGUAGCGCCAGGGCUGAUCUCUACUGCCAUAGGAAACCAGAAAUUGCAAGCGCGCGACGGCGUCGAUCAGUGGAUCCCGGUCGUUAGCAAAUCUCCUUUCGACGGCGCGCAGACGACGAUGCACGCGCUCUUAGCUUCCGAAGAAGAAGGGAAGAAUAACACUGCCGGGGUCUUCCUUCAACCGUAUUACAGUCCGCUGCACUUUGGAAGACCACUUUUUCCGUUCGGGGCCGUACUAUGGGAGCCAUUCACGCAGCAUUUGAUGUGGGGGCUGCACAAGUGGGUAGCACAUGCGGACGCCUACAACAGAACCUUCGCGGAAAUCUUAUGGAAAGAAUCAAUGGAAGCAUGUGGGCUACCAAACUAACACGGGUAUGUAUCUCGUAAACUUGAAAUGCAAACCCACACACAGGGACAAGAUGAAAAGAACAAUCAAUCCCCCACAAAAACGAAAUACAAAGAACAAUCCACAUCUUUUGAGCACUUCAAAAAAUCCAAAAUCCUUUCAAAC
Messenger RNA from Amoebophrya sp. A120, 1472 nucleotides. The record is from the annotation of a GenBank genome assembly. NCBI's taxonomy places the organism in Eukaryota, Dinophyceae, Syndiniales, Amoebophryaceae.